CAAGCGAGACAUCCCCUCAUCACGAUACCGCUGCCAAGGGAAGUUGCAACAGGAUGUAUAUAGUAACUUGGGGCUGACGCCUAGCUCAUAAAAAAAUAAGAUCAAAAAUAAAAUAAUAUAACUAAAAUAAAAAAUAAAAAUAAAAGAGCGGUUGAAAUGAAUGUGGCGCGCAUUGAAGGUAAUCUCAAAUAGCCCGUUUGACCAUUCUUCCGUCGGUGGCCUAUGGCCCCCUCACUUGGGGGGAGUAUCUGCUUCCGUGAUGAUGUUGGCCGACGUUGGAUUCGCGCCGGCCGUCCGGCCCCUGUUUCACGGAAAGCUACGCUGGCUGGGCUGGACAGGUACAUGCAACGAUCGAUUGGCGCAAAGGGCCAGACAUGCUAUGUGCGGAGGCGGAGGCCUGGUUCCGUAGCCGCUCACAGGGUAAGGCGUACCUGGGCGUACAUGGGGAACUUGCUCAUUUGUUUGCUCGCCGGAGCCAAUCGUUCCAACCGUGCCGGUCGAUCGUGGGCUAUCAUGGGCUAUCACUGCUGGAUUGGGGCGUGGUCACGUGCUAUGGAGCCGGUUGAAACAAACAUCCGAACAGCAUGUUUUAUCUUGUCGCCAGCUUGGCCACUUGAUUGGGUCAAGGGGAGUCACGUGAUUUGGAAUCUGUGUAAGGUGGAAGAUCACCCACAACGGCUGUGGACCGCGAUGUGCACCGCAACGUGCAACCAGCGCAGAGGUAUGGGAUGGGUAUGGGAUGGGUAUGGGAUGGGCAUGGGAUGGACAUGGGAUAGGUAUGGGAUAGGUAUCUAUGCAUCCAGGGAGGCCGCUUCGCCCAAUGCAGGGAUGCGGUGAGUCCGCCAUCUUGAUGAAUCUACUCGCAAUAUAAAUUGGAUAAAGACUCCCGUCUGCAGUCUUAGACAGCAACAACCACAACUCCCUCUCCUCCUCCCUACCUACCUACCUACCUAGGUAACAAUACACGCGCGCAAAGGCUGGACCGCAGAUCGCACAAUCAAAUCCAAAAUCAAAGUCACCAUGUUUAAAACAUUCGUUCCUUACUUCCUACAAUGGGUGCUAGCCACCGCCUUGGUUGCCGACGCGGCUGGCCCGCUUAGAUCACUUAGACACACUCCCGGUUACCCUCCUAUCAAGCCCAGAUGUAAGUGUAUCAUCACAGGACUUGCAAUCCGAACUAUUUUUUUAAUUUUUAUUUUUAUUUUUUUUCAUUUUUUGUUCA
Molecule: messenger RNA, 1222 nt
Organism: Xylaria bambusicola
Lineage: Eukaryota; Fungi; Ascomycota; Sordariomycetes; Xylariales; Xylariaceae
Exons: 1
Coding region: 223-837 (204 amino acids)
Source: RefSeq, a predicted model, not a curated record